Hydra vulgaris (swiftwater hydra) is the source of this 629-nucleotide messenger RNA. Its product is annotated as mitochondrial uncoupling protein 4-like. Gene Ontology annotation, biological process: response to cold. Gene Ontology annotation, molecular function: transmembrane transporter activity. NCBI's taxonomy places the organism in Eukaryota, Metazoa, Cnidaria, Hydrozoa, Anthoathecata, Hydridae. The record is from RefSeq and is a predicted model, not a curated record.
UUUAUGUAAAUAGAAAUGUGGAAGUUUUCAAAAAUAUUUUUAUGAUAAAAUAUAUUUUGUAUUAGAAACAUUUUCUUAUGAUUUCCCCAAUUUUACUCAGUGUAUAUCAUAUGAUAAGAAAAGAGAAGAUAUCAGAUAGAUUUUUUUAAUGUGUAAUGUCAGUACCAGUUGAUAGUUUUGCACUUAAGUAUGGUUUAUCUUGCGUUGCUGCUUCUGUUGCGGAAUCAGUUACUUUUCCAUUGGAUAUCACAAAGACACGACUCCAAAUGCAAGGGGAGCAUGCUUCCAAUAUAAAGUAUUUUGCCUAUAGAGGAAUGUUAAAGACUGGUUAUGGCAUAGUCAUUGAGGAAGGUUUAAUGAGUUUAUGGAGAGGAUUAACACCUGCUAUUUUAAGACAUUUUGUUUAUACUGGUUGUCGUAUGGGUUGCUAUGAGUAUCUUCGAGAUAAUAUUAUGAAGAAAAAUGUGGAUGGCUACUUCCCACUUUGGUAAAUGUUUUUUAUAAUUUUACUAUAAUUUUACCAAAACUUGUUUGUUGUUAAUAUAUCAUUAUUAUUAUUGUAAUCAUUAUAUACACUACUUUGGAUGUAGUGGAUGUAGUGUUAAGGUUUGGGUCUAUUUUGGUUAGAA